Symbiodinium pilosum is the source of this 846-nucleotide messenger RNA. The record is from the annotation of a GenBank genome assembly. Lineage: Eukaryota; Dinophyceae; Suessiales; Symbiodiniaceae.
AUGACGGGCUGGCCGCUGCGAUGCUGGGAGGGACUCUGCAAGCGGCUGCAGUCGAACAGGGUCGAGGACUUCUACCAGCUCGACACAGCGCUGGGAAGCGGUGCCUUCUGCGACUGGGACGGCACGGUUUACCUGGCAACCUGCAAAAAGACAUAUGACAAAGCAGCCGCAACUCGGACGCAAGGGAGCUGGGUCAAGCUUUUUAAGCGGACCAGCGCCAGCCAGGACGUCAACGGAUGUAUGACUUACGUGACACUGUCGGUCGGGUACGGGGCCGCCGCAGGUGGUGGAAGCCGGCGGUAUGAUUCUUUGGCUGUGGCAGAUGCUGCCAUCUUUGAGCUGAGGAUUUGCGACCCUUUGGCGUUCCUGUGCCUGGACAAAUUAAGGAAAAUCAUCGACUUUGGUCUUGCGUGUCGGUUCGAAGAGGGCCAAAUCCUGAAUGAUUCGCCAGGCACGGUGAUGUAUGUGGCACCAGAGAUCCUGACAGCCAACUAUCAGCCGCCUGCCUGCGACCUUUGGAGCUAUGGCGUUGUGGCGUAUCUCACGAUGAGUGGAAUAAGCCCUUUCGAUGCUGACACCGCUAAACAGGUGGCACGAAACGUCAAAAAGGCCAACUACAACUUUGAUGUGGCAUGGUCGCACGGACUAUCAGUGUUGUCCUCGCGCACUGUUUGUCUGACAUCCAGCAUGGAGAGGUGCACCGAUCGAUUCUCACGGCAUAAACGGCUUCCCUUGCCAUCGCAGCCCAUGCAGCCAUAUGCAUUGCCGCACCUUUCAGGAUCCUUGCUGGGGCCAUGUCUCCGAAGAGGGCAAAGACUUCCUCAGACGGCUGCUGCAGCCGCUUGA